AUGCACAUUAUUGAAGUGAACCACGGGGCCGGUGAGUUGCAUCGUUACCUUCUCCUUCCCGAUGCCGCAUACACUGUGGGGAGGAAGGAAUGUCAUAUUUUGUUACCCACAGGCGAUCCAUCAAUUUCACGACACCACGCGAAUAUUCAAGUAGGCGUCAUGCAAUCUCGAGCACUGACUGAUCCAUCAGUACUCACAGCAGAGGUCAGUUUGCAAGACAAUUCUAAGCAUGGCACCCUUGUAAACGAUGAACACGUCGGACGCGGCAACUGUAGAUAUAUUUACACCGAAGAUAGUAUCAAGUUUGGGAAAAAAGUUACUGCACGUGUAGUGUCUGUCAGGAUUGUGCUUGUGGAAUCUUCGCAACUGCUUCAUGAUGAGCGUAAGGCACUGCGCAAUGUGGCCCUGCUCCUGGGAGCUCUAAUUGUGCAGGAACCCGCUCCGCUGCUGCUUGAUUUCUUCGACAUGCGCCUUUGCUGUACUGCGUUCCUGUACAUUACACACAAUGGUUACACUGUGACUCCAGAAACCCUUCUUGCACAACAACGAGGGUAUCAUAUCACGACGGUGAAAUAUCUUCAGUCUUUGGAAAAUGCGUUGUCGGAGGACUGUGCGAGGGGAAUGGAGGAGUUACCGCAACCCACAGCUGCACAACCCGGUGACACCAGUUUUCAAGUAACGGAGUAUAUGCGACCUGCUAAGGUAUUCUACGAUAUACACGAGUUUCUCCUUUCGAAACCACUCCCCAAUAAACUACUACGAAGUUACACCUUUGUGUUUCCGGACGUAGAAAUCAUGGAAAAAUAUGAGGUGCUAUUAAAACACUGUGGCGCGGUGGUGGCGCACCAACCGGGGGAGUGCCCUUCAGAGUGGCAGUCACUUGACCCAGACAGUACUUCAGUCAUAGUUGCUGGUGAUGAUAUGUUUUUCAAGGUAAAGCGGGUGGCACUAACGAAACCAGAAAGAAAUGGAACUCCCGAGUCUGAGGAAACUAACGGUGGAAACCGCCGCGCCUCAGCACUGGGCGAGGACCCAAAAACAUCGGUGUAUGUUUCCCUUUAUGAAAAUGGAUUCGUUAUUAUACCAGAAAAAAACAUCAUGCGGGCGGCCUUCACAGGAAAUCCGCUGGAGAUCAACGGUAGGCCCUCUGCACCUUACCUCGCGCGUUCGGAAAGGGACACAUUCCGUUCCCCUUCACCUAUGGUGCGCGCCCCAUCUCACGGCAGAACGAGCAAUAAUCAUGUAGGAACUCUUCCAUGUCGAGGAGCGUCCGCCGACCCGGUGGUAAUGGCAGCGGAAGGAGAUGAAAAGCCUCCACGCUUUACAGUGUCACCUCCGCCUCGAAGGGCCUCAUCAGUGAGUGACGGGGCAGCUAAGAGUACCGGAGUCCGGGUGCUGCAGGAGUUGGAGGGAAAUAUUCUCAGGGUAGUUGACGUUAAUAGACUCGGGGGAGAAGGGGAGAAUGAUGGAAAUGCGUGUUUGUCCAAAAGUACAAGUAGUUUCGGUGGUGGUGGUGGUGGUACCUCAGAGGUCACCCCAACAUCAAGGAAAAAGCACAAGCGUAAACCGUCUGCGAGCCGCGCGUCGGAGGAGGGGUCGCAGGUUAGAGCAGCCAGUGUUGACAGUAGUAGUGCGAGGUCGCAAGGGCAAUACCGAGAUAAAUCUCCAGAGGGAUUGUGCCCAUCUUGGGAAAAACAAGGGGCCGUUGUUGUUCAUACCGCGGAACAACUUUGGAAGACUGAGGGGGGUAGAAUUUCCUCUUCGCGCGCGCGGAUGUCGGCGUACAAAAUGUCAAGACAAUCCUCUUUUCUUACAUCUGCUACCCCUUCUUCUGUGGGAGCCAAACCGCAUGUCUCCACCGAAAAGCAUGGCAGUGAGGACGGACAGCCAUCGCAACCCCGAUCCACGCCUUCGAGAUCGAUGAGAAGUGUGAGCCCACUGACAAAACGAUCUGUAGUUGGACAGUCAGCUUCACGCAGGUUGGCACCAAGGCAAGCCUUAACCAAACUAUUCCCAUGUGACGAGUUAGGGAGUCACAGCACAUUGGGGGGCACGAGCAUUUUUGAUGUCACCUUCUGUCACACAGCACGCUGUGAGUCGUCUGGUAGACAUGCGAAGCGACAACUUCUUACCCACUGGCAUAGAACUGUGGCAAAGGACAAGGUACGGGAAACGAAAAGCGCGCGCCUACCAGCCUCCCCACUCCGCAGCUUCUCCCCACUAUUCCAGCGGUACAACAGCGGUACGGGAAGCAGUAGGCGUGGUGCUGGAAGCAGGGGAAGUAGUGCUCAGAAGGCAGACGGUGGCCGUGGAGAGCGCUACGCAGGAUUGUUUUCGUCUAGUGUAUCGUCAAGUAAUGGAGCAAGCGCUGCGCUCCUUGCUCAACAGCAGGAUGUCACCAUCCGAAAACGUUGCGAGGAGUUCUUGCGAAAGGUCCUCACGCCUUUAAAUACCGAGGUGGAUACAAUCUGCAAGUUGAUAAUGAAACAGGGAUACCUGGACGCAGAGAGCAAGAAAAAGUUGGAGAUUGGCACCGAGUCACUCAUCAAGUUUCUUACUUACAUCCAGCGCGUGGAAACAAGCAUACCACCGGCUCAAAGCACAGAGAGUACGCGGACUGUUACGAAUCAAGUGCGACAGAAGUCACUCCUUCUUCGUCGACGAAUUAAAGGAGCAUACGAAUCUGUGAAAGCAGAGAUUCCCCCGUGGAUGAACCAGCUACGUGAGGUACUUAGUGUCCGACCAUUGGUCGUCUAA
This is a messenger RNA of Trypanosoma brucei brucei TREU927, 2757 nucleotides long. RefSeq names its product recombination initiation protein NBS1, putative. NCBI's taxonomy places the organism in Eukaryota, Euglenozoa, Kinetoplastea, Trypanosomatida, Trypanosomatidae. Gene Ontology annotation, cellular component: Mre11 complex. The transcript has a single exon. Gene Ontology annotation, molecular function: damaged DNA binding; protein binding. The record is from RefSeq and is a predicted model, not a curated record. Gene Ontology annotation, biological process: mitotic G2 DNA damage checkpoint signaling; double-strand break repair via homologous recombination. The coding region runs from base 1 to 2757 and encodes 918 amino acids.